Corylus avellana is the source of this 623-nucleotide messenger RNA. Its product is annotated as large ribosomal subunit protein eL34z. Gene Ontology annotation, molecular function: structural constituent of ribosome. Lineage: Eukaryota; Viridiplantae; Streptophyta; Magnoliopsida; Fagales; Betulaceae. Gene Ontology annotation, cellular component: ribosome. Gene Ontology annotation, biological process: translation. The record is from RefSeq and is a predicted model, not a curated record.
AGUGAAAGGAUAUCCUCUCGCACGAUCGCAUAACUCACGGGGAGAGCCUGAAAAUCUAAAAAUGGUGCAGCGGCUCACGUAUCGCACGCGCCACAGCUAUGCCACCAAGUCCAACCAGCACCGGAUCGUGAAGACCCCUGGUGGGAAGUUGGUGUAUCAGACCACCAAGAAGAGGGCAAGCGGACCCAAGUGCCCUGUCACUGGAAAGAGAAUCCAAGGGAUUCCUCACUUGAGACCUGCUGAAUACAAGAGGUCUAGAUUGUCUAGGAACCGAAGGACUGUGAAUCGGGCCUACGGUGGUGUGCUGUCGGGAGGUGCUGUUAGGGAGAGGAUAAUUCGCGCCUUUUUGGUGGAAGAGCAGAAGAUUGUGAAAAAGGUGUUGAAGAUCCAGAAGGCAAAGGAAAAGCAUGCCCCAAAGAGCUAAAUUGAGUGGGUGAUGAAGCAAAAGUAAUUUGAGUUAUGACAUGCUUCAGAGUUGAGUGAAAUUUUGGAUUUUAGGUUGGUGUUGAUGUAAACGUUGGAUGGUAUUUGAAUGUUUUUACUAGUAUUUUGUUUGCUACUGGAUUACUCUUUUAAGUAACUUUUUUAUUCUUAUGGCAAAUCUUUUACGUGGUUUUGUGUUA